Molecule: messenger RNA, 837 nt
Organism: Melampsora larici-populina 98AG31
Lineage: Eukaryota; Fungi; Basidiomycota; Pucciniomycetes; Pucciniales; Melampsoraceae
Exons: 3
Coding region: 1-837 (278 amino acids)
Biological process (GO): Golgi calcium ion homeostasis; Golgi calcium ion transport; manganese ion transmembrane transport
Cellular component (GO): fungal-type vacuole membrane; Golgi apparatus
Molecular function (GO): calcium ion transmembrane transporter activity; manganese ion transmembrane transporter activity
Source: RefSeq, a predicted model, not a curated record
AUGAUUGUCGUAUCUGAGAUCGGAGACAAGACAUUCCUGCUGGCUGCCUUGCUAGCCAUGCGACAUUCUCGAUCGGUGAUUUUCCUGGGGGCCUUCUCAGCUCUUCUGGUCAUGUCCAUACUCUCAGCAGGUCUAGGACACAUCUUACCCACUCUCAUCUCCCGACGUUACACAGUUCUAGCGGCCUCAGGACUCUUCCUGGUCUUUGGGGUCAAGAUGUUACACGAAGGUCUUGUGAUGGAAUCGGGUACAGGAAAAGUUCAAGAAGAGAUGAAGGAAGUUGAAGAUGAAAUUAGGGAAAAGGAAGUAGAUAUGGAUGUAACCACAGCCGAGUUCAAUUCAUUAGAACAGGGUAGACACUCAAGUCCAAAAUCGACACCUCCUCGACUUUUAACGGGUGGUGGUAACAAGGGAUCACCGGGAAGACCUCGUCAUAAGAGAUCAAAAAGUCAAACUCAGAACGGACUGAAGAACUUGGUUUACCUAGUUCUCUCACCAGUCUUUGUUCAAACAUUUAUUAUGACCUUCUUGGCCGAGUGGGGAGACCGUAGCCAAAUCUCAACUAUCGCACUUGGAGCCGCUCAUAGUGUAUAUCUGGUAUGCAUUGGUACCGUAUUGGGGCACGCAUUUUGUACAUUCUUGGCUGUCAUGGGUGGUCGUUGGUUGGCUACUAAAAUUUCAGUUAAACACGUCACUCUAGGAGGUGCAAUACUUUUCUUGGUCUUUGGAGUGUUGUACCUCUAUGAAGGAUGGUUUUGGGAUGAAGUAGAAGGAAGUAUAAGUGAUGUGACUUCUGCUGCUACCAAGAUCAUCAGCACAAAAUCAGACAGUCCUUAA